Arabidopsis lyrata subsp. lyrata is the source of this 2048-nucleotide messenger RNA. RefSeq names its product tubby-like F-box protein 1. The coding region runs from base 472 to 1845 and encodes 457 amino acids. The record is from RefSeq and is a predicted model, not a curated record. Gene Ontology annotation, molecular function: protein binding. Lineage: Eukaryota; Viridiplantae; Streptophyta; Magnoliopsida; Brassicales; Brassicaceae. The transcript is spliced from 5 exons.
AAAGAAACAUAAAUCUUACCUAGAGAGAUAAUCUCUACAAAAUUGUUUUUCGGGAUAUUUUUUUAAGAAAUGAGAGGAGGUCAACGACUAAAAACAACUUGCUGAAUAUAUAAAAAAUUUCUGCUCAGUGGAGAUAUUAUUUGUUUUACAUUAAUUUAUGUUUCAUUUAAAAGCAUUAUUAUAUAAUUAAAUUUCUUGCACAAACAGAGAAUAUUAUAUAGUCAAGACUCAAGAGAGUAAUAAACAGUUUCAUUAAAUAAAAUAGUGAAAAAAUUGAAGAUGUGUUCGUGUUCGUGGAGCGGAGGACAACGUAGUUGGUUUCCGCGUGCUAUACGAGACAGAUAACUUCUAGAGAGAGAAACAAAGAUCGAGACAAAAAAAAAAACUUAAAAGGAUUUGAACGGAGAAGACGAGGAAAACCAAAGACAGAACUCUAACCUUGAGAGAGAGAGAGAGAGAGAGAGAAAGAAAAUGUCGUUCCGCAGCAUAGUUCGUGAUGUGAGAGACAGUAUUGGAAGUCUGUCGAGGCGUAGUUUCGACUUUAAGCUAAGCAGCUUGCACAAAGAAGGUGGGAAAUCUCGUGGCUCGGUUCAAGAUUCUCAUGAAGAACAACUUGUAGUAACGAUUCAAGAAACCCCGUGGGCGAAUCUACCUCCAGAGUUAUUGCGCGAUGUGAUCAAAAGACUUGAAGAGAGCGAAAGUGUGUGGCCUGCUCGUAGACAUGUGGUUGCUUGUGCUUCUGUGUGCAGGUCAUGGAGAGAUAUGUGCAAAGAGAUUGUUCAAAGUCCCGAGCUCUCGGGCAAAAUCACAUUUCCUGUUUCGCUUAAACAGCCGGGACCAAGAGAUGCAACAAUGCAAUGCUUUAUCAAAAGGGAUAAAUCUAACUUGACUUAUCAUUUAUACCUUUGUCUCAGUCCUGCUUUGUUGGUUGAGAAUGGAAAGUUCCUUCUUUCUGCAAAACGCAUAAGAAGAACUACUUACACCGAGUACGUGAUCUCUAUGCACGCCGACACCAUUUCGAGAUCAAGCAAUACUUACAUUGGCAAAAUCAGGUCUAAUUUUCUGGGGACGAAGUUCGUAAUAUACGAUACACAACCUGCAUACAACAGCAACACCGCUCGAGUGGUCCAACCGGUAGGCCUUAGCCGCAGAUUUUACUCAAAGAGAGUCUCUCCCAAAGUACCGGGUGGGAGCUACAAAAUUGCGCAGGUUUCUUAUGAGCUAAACGUUCUUGGUACUCGCGGUCCAAGGAGAAUGCAUUGUGCGAUGAACUCAAUUCCCGCCUCUUCCCUCGCUGAAGGCGGAACCGUGCCUGGACAGCCCGAUAUCAUUGUCCCGCGCUCUAUUCUCGACGAAUCGUUCCGCAGUAUUACCUCCUCCUCGUCAAGAAAAAUCACUUACGAUUACUCGAACGAUUUUAGUAGCGCACGGUUUUCCGACAUUCUCGGCCCGUUAGGCGAGGACGAAGAAGCGGUAUUAGAAGAAGGGAAAGAGCGGAAUUUGCCACCGCUUGUGCUUAAGAACAAGCCGCCGAGGUGGCAUGAACAGCUUCAAUGCUGGUGUUUAAACUUCAGGGGACGAGUAACUGUCGCAUCAGUUAAGAACUUUCAGCUGAUUGCUGCAAACCAACCUCAGCCCCAGCCUCAACCGCAACCUCAACCUCAAAUUCAGCCUCUAACUCAGCCGCAACCGUCGGGUCAGACCGAUGGUCCCGACAAGAUCAUAUUGCAGUUUGGUAAAGUGGGAAAAGACAUGUUCACGAUGGAUUUCCGGUAUCCGCUCUCAGCGUUUCAAGCUUUCGCUAUCUGUUUAAGCAGUUUCGAUACAAAACUCGCCUGCGAAUAAGUCAAAAAGUCAGCUUUGUAUGUAAUGUUCUCAGAUUUGCUUUGGAGAUUCUUGUUUCGUGGUGUUUUAUUUUUCACCGAGAAUCUCAGAAUUAGAUUUGUUUUAAAGCUUUCAUUUAUUCUGAUCUGCUUAUGUUGUUUAUUGGUGCAACCAAAAAGUUAAUUCUGAGUUUGGUUUUUCAAAUCCAUAAUUUGAUUUGUAUU